This is a messenger RNA of Manduca sexta (tobacco hornworm), 2666 nucleotides long. Its product is annotated as gastrula zinc finger protein XlCGF8.2DB. Gene Ontology annotation, molecular function: chromatin insulator sequence binding; zinc ion binding; RNA polymerase II cis-regulatory region sequence-specific DNA binding. Bases 1368 to 2555 code for a protein of 395 amino acids. Gene Ontology annotation, biological process: regulation of transcription by RNA polymerase II. Gene Ontology annotation, cellular component: nucleus; chromosome. Lineage: Eukaryota; Metazoa; Arthropoda; Insecta; Lepidoptera; Sphingidae. The transcript is spliced from 9 exons. The record is from RefSeq and is a predicted model, not a curated record.
UUAUUUACAAGAAACUUAAAUAUUUGUUCUCGUUGACGUAGUGUUUAAUCGACUAACUAACUAAUUUAUAAUAGUGGUCCUAAGCAUUUCUAGUUUGUCUCUGGCGGCAUUGCGGCAAUGCCGAGCAAUAAGCGUAAACUCGGGGGGUGCACACUUAGACCAUUUUGUGUAAUGAUGUUUGAGUCAGGGAUAUCUAAAAAUGAUUAUGUAUCUUACUUCGGUUGUAUAGAGUAUAGUUUUGGUUGACAAAACUUUACGUUACAUCUAGUACCAACAUAAUAGUACUAAAAAUUUUGAAAGUAUGUUGGCUAUCAUAGCUGACAAUUGGUAGCUAUUAUUGUUGUUGGACUAAAUUUGUUAUUUUUUGACUUUUAUUGGCUAAUUCUUUAUAAUUGCGAUUAUGUUUAAAAUAACCAGAAUUUCCUGCCAAAUACGUUGAGCCAAGCCAGCUUCUCCGUUUCAUAUAUAUUUUUCUUUAAGGAAUUUGUAUCAUCUGUGUUUACGAAAUAGUGCUUUUUAUUAUUCCGAGAUAUGGACUCCAAUUGUGUUUUCAUUUGUGUAUUUUAUUUAUUUUGUGUGCCACAAUAGAGAAAAAAAAACUAAUCAAAAACGGCUCUUUCGAAAUCGAUAAAUUUGACUUGCAAUGAUUGUAAUCAUAGUAAUUGUUGAUCGUAUGAAAAAAUAUGAAACCUGUAAGAUAUCCUAUUGUUCAAUUUCUAUUUAAAAUUUGAAAUAAAUAACGGAAAAUUGGACAGUAAUUAAUUUUUGUGCAAGAGACCAAAACACUGUAUACAAUUUAACAUAAGACAUUCGCGUAACACUAUUGUGUAUUUUGUUAUUAAUAAAGGGAAUUAAUUAAAUUUGUGGACGUUUUACUUUUAGUAUUCCAAACAUAAUUUAUAUUUGUGUAAGAUUUAUGGUUAGCAAUUUUUAUCGGUCGAAUAAGGAACGUCCCUCGAGAGAAGCAGAUUUAUAGUAAGGUAGCCUUGCAUUAUUGUGUAUGCGUAACGUUGGUACACAAUAUUACCUAAACUGAUCAUGCAUGUUUGCAUGAGCUUAAAACUAAUAUAUUAAGUACCGCCUUUUCUUACGCAGUAUUAUAUAGAGUCAAAGACUAAUGUCUUUGACUCUAUGCAUGAACAGAUAUAAGCAAAGAGGCUGUUUGCUUUAGUAUUAUUCAUGUUCGUUUUACAAGCAAACAAAAGGUCCAACUUAAAACUUCUAUCAUUUUACAAAAAAUAGACCCAUUUUCCAAUUGCGUAAGAAUAUAAUUCACAUUUUGUUAAAAAUACUAUGCUUUUAGAGGACAUAAUAUAGGCGAAUAUAGGCAAAGACCAAUAAAAGCAAUUAUAAAUAUUAUAUCAAUCAUGAACAAAAUAUGCAGAAUAUGUUUAGAAGAAGGUGUGCUUUCUUCAGUUUUUACGAAGAAUUUCAGUGUGUCGCUUUGUGAUAUGAUAGAAUAUUGUUGUAACAUAAAGAUAAGUAAAGACGAUGGACUUCCAGAACAAAUGUGCAGUAGUUGUGUAUAUAAGCUGGGUGUAGCCUAUCAUUUUAAGCAAACAUGUGAGAGUGCAGACAUAAGACUGAGGCAAUACCUCGGACUUAGGAUUCCCAGCAAAACAAAUGAUGCUAUGGUCAUGACAGAUCCUAUAGCACCUACAUAUUCUACAAUAAUAAAGAAAUGUAAAUGUAAGCUGUCUGACCAAAAAAGGACAAGUUCAAAUUACAAAAAAAAAUCUGAGUCAGAAAAGCAAAAACGUGGUCCGAAACCAAAGCCUAAACAAAUUCACUCUUGUUAUCAAUGUAAUAAGCAGUUUAGGUGUCAAGCGCAACUAGAAAUGCAUGUUAGGACACACACUGGGGUGAAGCCAUUUGUGUGUAUGUACUGCCCUCGUCGUUUCACACAAAAGCACAAUCUUACCAUUCACCUUCGAGUCCACACAGGGGAAAAACCUUUUCAGUGUGAAGUUUGCAGUAAAAGAUUUUCAGCACAAGGAAAUCUACAAGCCCACCUCAAAAUUCAUACUGGGCAAAAAGAUCAUGAAUGUACUUUAUGCAACAAAUCAUUUAUAACAUCUAGUGAGUUAACUCGACAUUUAAGUAAACAUAGGGGUAUUAAAAAUUUUAAAUGUGAUUUGUGUGGAGCAGCCUAUAUACAUUCUAGAGAUCUUAAACUACAUAAACUAAAGAAACAUCAAAUAGACUCAAAAGCUUCCAAGAUGCAAACAGAAACUUUUAACAAUGGUAGCAAUAUAGACAUCAUAGGAAUUGAUGUUGGAAAGGAAAGUACUAUACCAAUGAAAGAUGUCAACCAUCUUUUACCUCAUCUUAUAGAAAAGCAACAAAAUAUACCACCAAUAACAGAUCAUAGCCAACCAAUAUUGUCAUAUGAACAAAAGAAAGAAAUAUAUAUGCAUUACCCAAAAGUCCAUGAGAAUCACAGUUGUGCUAUAUGUGGUGAAGGAUUUCUUUGUGUUAAUGCAUUGGCACAGCAUUAUCUCCAUCGACACAAAGGAUAUGAUAUUUUGCAAAAAAAUUACACUUUAACACAAUGAAUAUUGAAAGUGUAUCAACAUAUUGGUGGUAGAAAAACUUCAAAUUCCAGCAGAAAUUUUUUUGAAGUUAGAAUAUUUGUACUAGAACAAUAUAAUAAACUGUGUGGUAUU